Chanos chanos (milkfish) is the source of this 865-nucleotide messenger RNA. RefSeq names its product TP53 regulated inhibitor of apoptosis 1 (gene triap1). The record is from RefSeq and is a predicted model, not a curated record. The transcript is spliced from 2 exons. Bases 97 to 321 code for a protein of 74 amino acids. Gene Ontology annotation, biological process: phospholipid translocation. Gene Ontology annotation, molecular function: phosphatidic acid transfer activity. Gene Ontology annotation, cellular component: nucleus; cytosol; mitochondrial intermembrane space. Lineage: Eukaryota; Metazoa; Chordata; Actinopteri; Gonorynchiformes; Chanidae.
GUCAAUUGAAGGCGGCCGAAUGUGAGACAGUUUGAACAAUUACAUCAGGCAAUCUGUUUAGCAGCAAAUUUUUGUGAAGUUUUAUAUUUAUGAAAAAUGAACAGUGUGGGAGAGGGCUGCACAGAUCUUAAACGUGAAUAUGAUCAAUGUUUUAACCGUUGGUUUGCCGAGAAAUUCUUGAAGGGAGAUCGAAGCGAGGAUCCAUGCACCGAAAUGUUCAAGAAAUAUCAGUCGUGUGUUCAGAAGGCCAUCAAAGAAAAGGAUAUUCCCAUUGACGGUGUGGAAUUCAUGGGGCCAAACAAAGAGAAACCAGGCAGCUAAAGCCAUUGUGGAUGGUUAUGGGGAGCCAUUCUCCCAUCGCACCAUGUAGCCUAAACGCAUCACGGACACAUCGGGUUGCCAGCGUUUUUAUCCCUGGUCAAGAAAUGAUGGCCGAAGGUGCCAUGAUCUAAAGCCUCUUAACGCGAACGCAAGACCGAACUUUUUCAACGAGGAACCGAACCUCGGGAUCAUAUUUGGUACGGAAGUCGAAUGGAAACGUGAGCAGUAAUAUUGAAAGCUUGGCUCGCUCUGGAAAUCACAAUUUAAAAACCGAGGUGCUGUGGCGUUUUCGGCAAAUGGCUGCAAUGUUUUCCUAUUGUUUAUUUUCGUGUAGGUGAUGUGCAUCUGUUUCUCUGGAUGUUACCAGACACAAAUGCCUCGGACUCACGCGAUACUUUAACAGGUGCCAAGAAUGUCCAGGUCAUAAAUAUUAAUAUCCUGUAUAAGUGACCAUUUUUGUUGAAGGGAUUGCAAAAUAUGAAUCUGAGUAACUUGACUGUUACUGAUGUGCAUGAUUGAGUUAUUAAAAGUAACCCAGAAGACA